CAAUAUAUUCUGUGUCAGCUCUGUCCAGAACAGGCUCCGGAUAUUAAAGUUAUGGAAGAUCACUUUCUGAGGACACAUGUGAAUAAAGAAAAGCGAAACUGUGAAGCUUGCCCUUCCGAGGAUCAACAAGAUCUGAUUCAACAUAUGAGGAGGCAUACGAAUAGGAUUUAUGCAUGUGAGUAUUGCGGCAAGCGAGGGCGACGAAACUAUCUCAAGGCUCAUCUGAGAACUCAUACUGGUGAAAAACCUUUCACUUGUGAAACGUGCGAGAGAAGUUUCGCCGACGGAAGUACAUUGCGUCGCCACCGGUUGGUCCACUCUGGAGAGAAGAAGCACAGUUGUCCAAUCUGUGGACGAGGUAUCGCUCGCAAAGACAAUGUCAAGUCGCAUAUUCGAAGUCAUGGAGUUCACUGUUAA
This is a messenger RNA of Haemonchus placei, 417 nucleotides long. The record is from the annotation of a GenBank genome assembly. Lineage: Eukaryota; Metazoa; Nematoda; Chromadorea; Rhabditida; Trichostrongylidae.